Molecule: messenger RNA, 1181 nt
Organism: Ceratotherium simum simum (southern white rhinoceros)
Lineage: Eukaryota; Metazoa; Chordata; Mammalia; Perissodactyla; Rhinocerotidae
Gene: RIBC2
Product: RIB43A domain with coiled-coils 2
Source: RefSeq, a predicted model, not a curated record
ACGUGUUUAAACCUCUUGGAAUCUCUUGGCGAUUCCCAGUCAUGGAGGUAGCGCAGCCCAAGGACCUGGAGCAGGAGUUUCGCUUGGCCAGGAGGAGGCAUGCGGAGCUGUGCAGGCAGAAGCGGGUCUUCAACGCCCGGAGCAGGAUCAUCGGGGGAGACACAGAAGCCUGGGAUGUUCAGGUUCAUGACCAGAAGAUAAAGGAAGCAACUGAAAAAGCUAGACAUGAAACCUUUGCUGCUGAAAUGAGGCAAAAUGACAAAAUCACAUGCAUAUUAGAAGACCGGGAAAGGAGAGAUAGGAAAAAUCUGUGUAAAGCCAUCAAUGACUUCCAGCAGCGCUUUCAGAAGCCAGAAACUCGCCGUGAAUUUGACCUAUCUGACCCGCUAGCCCUUAAGAAAGAUCUUCCAGCCCGGCAGUCAGAUAAUGAUGUUCGGAAUACAAUAUCGGGAAUGCAGAAAUUCAUGGGAGAGGAUUUAAACUUCCAUGAAAGGAAGAAAUUCCAAGAGGAACAAAACAGAGAGUGGUCCUUGCAACAGCAAAGGGAAUGGGAGAAUGCCCGUGCCCACCAAAAAUGUGCAGAGGACCUCUACAUGAAGACAAGGCUGCAGUUUGACCAAACAGCCAUGCAUUUACAGAAUCUGGAAAGUGCCACCAGAAAGGCGGUUUGUGCAGCAGUGAAAGAAUUCAACAAGAGCCAGGCCUUGGAGUCAGCGGAAAGGAAAAUUCAAGAGAAAAAACAAGAACAAGAGGACAGCCUGGCGGAGAUCUCCAACCUCCUGCGUGGGGACCUGCUCUCCGAGAACCCGCAGCAGGCAGCCAGCUCCUUUGGGCCCCACCGCGUGGUCCCUGACCGCUGGAAGGGCAUGACCCGGGAGCAGCUGGAGCAGAUCCGCCUGGUUCAGAAGCAGCAAGUCCAGGAGAAGCUGAGGCUGCAGGAAGAAGAGCGCCAGCGAGACAUGGACUGGGACCGGCGGCGGGUUCAGCGGGCGCGCGCCGUCCUGUUGUCUGAGCGGCAGCAGCAGCGGCAGCAGCGUGACCUGCGCAGGGCCCUGGACUGCAGCAACCUCAGCCUGGCCAAGGAGCAGCUUCUGCAGAAAAAAUAUAUGAAGGAAGUCUAUACAAAUCAUCCCACUGAAGAUUAUUUCACACAAUUUAAUACAAGAAGUCGAUGAUGAAAA